AUGGCCGCGCCACACUACCGCAAGAUCGAGCUGCAAACUGCAGCAGACUUCACCUAUCUGUAUGCGAACACAGUCGCGCUCUCACGACAAAAACUGGAUCUGCACCUGCCCCCUUCGGCGACCAACGAUGAUACGCCGGACCCGAUGCGCGAGCGCGUGCGGGAAUUGGUCGACGAUUACAUAAACCGCACCUUCACAACAGCCUCCUCCUCAAUCAGCAUCAACGGGCUAGACUCCUCCUCGCCGGCCUUUCCUUUUCCAGCCGCGUUCACCGCACCCGAGACCGUCGAGUACGAAGCCUUCGACGCGGAGCUCGCCUCGCGCGUGAGCACACUGUACGCCCAGCUCGAGUCUCUGACAACGACCGUUGCACAACUACGCCGCGAAGCACCACGGAAAGCGGCGAAGCAGUAUGCUGCACAGCUGGCGGCGUUGAUCGAGGAGGAAGGGAAGGAGGAUCUGGAGGAUCUGCAGAACGAAAACAUAGAGCAAGAGGAUGAGACGGCAGGGAAGGACGUGGAGGCUAUGGAUGUUGAUCCGGAAUCAGGGUCUGGAUCGGCUGCGAAAGAAACGCGCCCGCGACGCAGCCAUCCCAAUCCGAAAUGGACGCUGGAUGUCCCGCUCGGCACAGAUGAGGAAUCGGAGCGCUGGCGGAGCGGGGAUAUGGCCGAGGUAUAUGAGAAUGCACUGCGGACACUGCAACGGCUGCAGGGUGAGGGUGACGCGGAUGUGGAUGUGGAUGCCACUGAGGCGGGCUCUGAAGGCAAUGCGCUGGCGACGACGGUUGGCAAGGCCGAGCGGGCUGGGCGGGCGGCUGAGGUGGUGGAGAGUAUGUGA
Molecule: messenger RNA, 837 nt
Organism: Penicillium canariense
Lineage: Eukaryota; Fungi; Ascomycota; Eurotiomycetes; Eurotiales; Aspergillaceae
Exons: 2
Coding region: 1-837 (278 amino acids)
Biological process (GO): mitotic sister chromatid segregation
Cellular component (GO): kinetochore; MIS12/MIND type complex
Source: RefSeq, a predicted model, not a curated record